AAACAGCUGAUUUGUAAAGAUCCAAUCAGCGUUCGCUGACGUUUCAUUUUAGCUUUGUUUUCUUAAUAAACAAAUGAAAUUUCAAUUUCUUGAAAAAUUUGUAUUGUAUAGAACAUAAGAGACAAUACAUAGUGGGAAAAAAGAAAACACAAAAAUGUCCUUCUUGUAUAUAUUAAGUUGGGUCUCAUUGCUAAUACAUAUCGUUUUCGUCUUAAUCUCAAUAGCGGCGGGUCUGUACUACAUGGCUGAGAUAGUGGAAGAAUACACUCAAGCAGCCAGCAAAUUAAUCAGAAUGAUGAUUAGCGCGACGGUAUUCGUGUAUAUAAUGUUUAUAUUUUUUGAUAAUUUGCCUUGGAAAAUGAUAUUGUGCGGGUUUGCAGCACAAAUAUUUCACGCGAUAAUUAUGAGCAAUUUCCCAUUUAUACGGCUUUUGUCAUUCCCUUUUGUAGGGGCAGUAGUGUUCCUGGUAAUUAAUCAUAUAUUGGCUUUCCAGUUUUUUACAAGUUUCUACUAUCCAUUUAUGCAGGUUUUGGCAUAUUUUACGAUAUGUCUAUGGAUGGUGCCCAUUUCUCUUUUUGUGUCGCUUAACGCAAACGAUAAUGUUCUGCCGACUACAAUUAAUGACAGUGCGGGUCAAGAUGUAGUAACAAAUUAUUUCAAUCGUGGAAAGAAGCAGGGCUUACUUUCACUUUUUAGUUAUGCUAAAGAUAGUUUAUUACCCACUCAAAAGAAGAAGCCCUAUUGAUUCGGAAAAGCAAAAAUAGAAAUCGUAAAUUUCUACUGUAAGUAAACUCUGGAAUAAAGUAGACUGUUACCAAUGUAACUUUUUUUUUGAAAAAUCCUGUUAAUUGAAUUAAAUACAAUAUUUAU
Molecule: messenger RNA, 870 nt
Organism: Ceratitis capitata (Mediterranean fruit fly)
Lineage: Eukaryota; Metazoa; Arthropoda; Insecta; Diptera; Tephritidae
Product: protein TEX261
Exons: 4
Coding region: 155-745 (196 amino acids)
Biological process (GO): endoplasmic reticulum to Golgi vesicle-mediated transport
Cellular component (GO): endoplasmic reticulum membrane; COPII-coated ER to Golgi transport vesicle; Golgi membrane
Molecular function (GO): COPII receptor activity
Source: RefSeq, a predicted model, not a curated record